Molecule: messenger RNA, 2523 nt
Organism: Penicillium verhagenii
Lineage: Eukaryota; Fungi; Ascomycota; Eurotiomycetes; Eurotiales; Aspergillaceae
Gene: hxB
Product: putative molybdenum cofactor sulfurase protein (HxB)
Exons: 2
Coding region: 1-2523 (840 amino acids)
Biological process (GO): Mo-molybdopterin cofactor biosynthetic process
Molecular function (GO): molybdenum ion binding; pyridoxal phosphate binding; molybdenum cofactor sulfurtransferase activity
Source: RefSeq, a predicted model, not a curated record
AUGGCCCAGACCUACAAUGCACCUGCGGCUGCGGAUCCGCCUAAGACGGUUUACUGCCAUGGCUACUCUGCGGACGUGGAUACGAUCCGUGAACAAGAAUAUCCGUUAUUGAAUGAAACGACUUACUUGGACCAUGCGGGAACAACAAUAUAUGCCAAGUCCACGAUCGAGGCUUUUUCGCGAGACAUGACCUCAAAUCUCUUUGGAAACCCCCAUUCCAUGUCACAAUCGUCGCAGCUCACCACCCAACGCGCGGACAAUAUUCGACUCAGGGUUCUCCGUUUUUUCAAUGCCGAUCCAGAUGAAUACGAUUUGGUAUUUGUUGCAAAUGCAACGGCGGCUAUUAAGCUCGUGGCGGAUUCGAUUCGAGAUUCCGACCACCGAGGGUUUUGGUAUGGCUAUCACGUUGAUGCCCAUACUAGCUUAGUUGGGGUGCGAGAAUUUGCGGAUCUUGGCCACGAAUGUCUGCAAGGGGAUGACAAGGUAGAUGAUUGGAUCUCAGAAUUGGGUACCACCCAGUCAAAAGCACCCCAACUUUUUGCCUACCCCGCACAGUCAAAUCUGAACGGUCGUCGCCUUCCACUGAGAUGGUGUAAGGAGGUCCGCUCGGCUGCUGCCGUCCACGGAUCAAAUGCGUAUACGCUGCUCGACGCCGCCUCGCUAUUAACAACUUCACCAUUAGACGUGAGCUCUGUAGCCCCGGACUUCACGGCGCUGAGCUUCUACAAAAUCUUCGGAUUUCCAGACUUGGGUGCCUUGAUUGUCCGCAAGAGCGCCGCCCGCGUCUUUGAAAGACGCAAGUACUUUGGCGGAGGCACCGUUGACAUGGUUGUAGCGGCUGGUACUCAGUGGCAUGCCAAAAAGGAAACUUCGCUGCACGAGCGACUGGAGGAUGGUACCCUGCCAUUCCACAAUAUCAUCGCUCUAGACGCUGCCAUGGAUACCCAUGAACGUUUGUACGGCUCGAUGGCAAAUAUUUCUUCGCACACCGCAUUUUUAGCUAAGCGCCUCUACGAUCGUCUGUCCGUGCUAUCACAUUGGAACGAGACGCACGUUUGUCAAGUAUAUCAGCCCAGUUCGGCCAAAUACGGAUGCCCACUCACUCAAGGUCCCAUUGUGGCCUUCAAUCUAAGAAACAGCCAAGGCGAGUGGAUUCCCAAAACGGAAGUAGAGAAAUUGGCUACUGUGCAGAACAUUCAAAUCCGGACUGGCUCAGUUUGCAAUCCCGGUGGUACGGCCUCAUCUCUUGGAUGGUCGAGUGCUGAAAUGCGUGGUCUUUAUACGACAGGGUUUCGCUGCGGUGAUGACAACGAUAUUGUGGAUGGCCGGCCCACUGGUGUCUUGCGAGUCAGCAUUGGUGCAAUGACAAAUAUGAAAGACAUUGAUUCUUUGCUCGACUUUAUUGCGGAGUUCUAUGUGGAGAAUGCUCCACCAGUUGUGUCUGUGAACUCACCUGCGGAGCAUGAUUCGGCCAGCCGCCACUUAUACGUUGAAAGCCUUUCGGUCUUCCCAAUCAAGAGUUGUGGGGCGUUCAAAAUCCCCGAGGGUAAGCGAUGGGAAGUGAGAAGAGAAGGACUAGCAUGGGACAGAGAGUGGUGUCUGAUUCACCAAGGAACUGGCGCAGCAUUGAACCAGAAAAAGUACCCACGGAUGGCAUUAAUCAGGCCUUCGAUUGAUCUAGACCGUGGGGUUCUCCGUAUCACCUGUGGUGUCAUGGCCGACUCUGUGAGUCUCGAGAUAUCUCUCGGGUGGGAGGAUACAACCCUCAUAUCCACGUCGUUGUGCCCAAAUACCACAAAGCGUUCUGUGGUAUGCGGCGACCAAGUCUCUUUGCAUGCUUAUGCCUCACCAGUGGUGUCAGCAAUCUUCUCCGACUUCCUCGGUGUACCAUGCACACUGGCUCGAUUCCCCAGUCAAACGGCCAACCGAUUCUCUCGACCGAGUCGUCUGUCCAACAACACAUGGAAGAGCAAGUUCCGCAAGCUUAUCAUGCCAGGCUCAUUCCCACCCGACCUCCCGCCCCCAGUCGGGGAUAACGGACGAAGCCCUCUUUUACUAUCCAAUGAGAUGCCAAUCCUAGUUGUCUCGCGCUCAUCUGUCAAUCGCUUGAACGAAGUCAUCAAAUCAGGAGGCAAGCAAGGCACCGGUGCAGGCAAAGCAGUUUCCGCCGAUGUAUUCCGUGGGAAUAUCGUCGUCGCCGAAAGACUUGCUCAGAUAGGCGAUGUAGAGCAACCGUACAUUGAGGAUCACUGGGAUUCUUUACGAAUUGGACCAGGCCAGCUUCGGAUGGAUGUUUUGGAUGAUUGUCAACGCUGCCAGAUGGUCUGUGUCGACCAGUUCACAGGACAGCGGCGUGACGAGCCAUUCUCAACUCUUGCAAAGACAAGGAAGAUGGAUGGGAAAGUGAAUUUUGGUAAAUAUGCGGCCCUUUCCAAGGAGCAGGACGAAGCAUUGGAUUUGGAUUCUCAAGACCGCUGGACGGUCAUGGUUGGAGAUAUUGUUGUGCCGGAUCUUGCCGGCUAA